Molecule: messenger RNA, 1558 nt
Organism: Amoebophrya sp. A25
Lineage: Eukaryota; Dinophyceae; Syndiniales; Amoebophryaceae
Source: the annotation of a GenBank genome assembly
AUCACAGGAUGUCUGAUUAGGCGUUCCGUUCGUCUAUCCAAGGAUGCUCGCGAUGAAAGUUCACACAGCUGGAACAGCUCACUCAUAAGUUCCUUCUUGUAAAUAGCGUCGGCGCAUCUGCAAAACGAGUAGGUACUAAUUCAGUUUAUCUUGUUCUUGACUAGAAGAACAACUACGACAUGCACGGGCUCGUUGUACUAGUAACUUCAUCCCUUUACUUGUUUUACCACUAGCACCAGGAGUCUCAAAAACGAACAACAAGAUUCCAUUGAACUCUGGCAGUGUCAACAACGAACAACAAGAUGAUCUACGCGCUGUACAUCUUUUAUCGUGGGCAAGUCUGCAUUUACGAGCAAAGAUUUUUUGCCAACGACAAAGAUGGGGGCACCAGUAGAACGAAUGCCAAGUUGAUCUAUGGUCUUCUUUCGACUAUGAAGUCGUUAUUAAGGGUUAUUUCCUCAUUACAACAUCCUCCACUAGCAUCCUUGGCCUCUUUUCCAAUACAGGAAAGAAGUCAAGGAUGUUUGCGGAGUGUAUUAAUUCUGUAGCCUCUAACGUUAGCUCAGCAAGUUUCUCUCAGCAUUAAAGGACCUCCGCCUUCUGUUUCGCCAGGAAAGAACAACCUUGGGUCAACGACUACAGCGGCAGCAAGAACGUCUCCCGGAACACAGCCUUCUUCGGGAGGGGGUACGUCGGCUUCCAACAGCGGCACCAAUUCUGCGCCUCCCAGUCGAGCAAGACGCGACGCGCAAAGUAGGAGUAAGCUGCAGGCCUUUAACUCCUUCACGACGGCGAGCUAUAAGCUACACUGCCUGGAGAUUCCGACGGGCUACUUUUUCGUUUGUACUAUUAAGCACUACUUGUGUUUGUGUAUAAAUAGAAGAUAGAACUAUUACUGGUUGAAGGAUUAGUCUUCGCCUCUAUCCCUAGGCUUAUCCCUUUAAACAAACUAUUACUGGUAGAAACAAUGAACAUGUUGGCGAACAAGAAGCUCUUAGGCUCUUCCCCAUACUCUUUGGUCUCGCAUGUCCCACAGAGCUCUAAUAUUUCCCCACCAAACGCUCUGUGGGACAUGCGAGACCACUUGAGGCACGUCUACCAGACGCUGUUCGUACCCUACGUACUCCGGCAUCCAUCCUACGAUAUCGGAGCACCGGUGGCUACACUCUGUCUCGACGAAGAAGAGAGGACAGAGGAUGCACAAGGCGCGAAAAGGGGUCAAGAACGGACAGAACAGCUAAUUGGAGGAACUAGACAAGGUGGAGGUCGUGGAGCUGGUGGAAGUGUUCCGGACUUAGCAGGAGGCGGGGGAAUUGAGGUCUACUCUUACUCUACUGCAAAUGGUGCACCAGGUGUGUCCAGUAAAAACUACUCAAGGGAGGUUUAUACUGAAACAAGAUUUGGUAGAGAAGUCUCAGCUUUUGUCGCUCGUUUGAAUCGAAAUAGCAAUUAUCCGCAACCGCAAAUAUGAUGUUGAUGGCAGCUCUAUCAUGUGCUGGCUUCAUUUUUACUUCGUCUAAAUCGCCUAAAUAUUUUUAUUGAACAGCUGCUACAAGAA